Molecule: messenger RNA, 1800 nt
Organism: Dreissena polymorpha
Lineage: Eukaryota; Metazoa; Mollusca; Bivalvia; Myida; Dreissenidae
Product: SPARC-like
Exons: 10
Coding region: 148-1053 (301 amino acids)
Biological process (GO): anatomical structure development
Molecular function (GO): collagen binding; calcium ion binding; extracellular matrix binding
Source: RefSeq, a predicted model, not a curated record
AAAUUGCGAUGCGCUGAUCACAUUUUCGUUUUGGUGUUUCGUUUUAUUUGGAUUAAUUAUUUAGAUUAGUGCGUGUUGUCUUUUUUGGAUUUUUUUAAAAGACAUAUUUCGGCAAUAUUUUUUGCUUCAUUUACGACAAUAUUUCUUAUGUGCAUAACUUCCACUUCCGGUGAGAUGAAGAUCUCGUGGCUGCUGAUACUGGCGCUGGUCGUCACGGCAGUCGUUGCCAAUCAGGAGAAGACGGGAAGGCGGGAUAAGGAUCGGAGAAAGGUCGAGCGCCCUAAAAGGAUUCGCAGUGAAGGGACACUUGACAAACCAAAGAUAAACAAUGAAGAAGAAGACGAUGGUGAAUACACAACUGUAGACGUGAAGACAGAGGGAGGCGCGUAUGAAAGGAGCGGCGGGGUGGAAAACCCAUGUAACAAGCACCGCUGCAAACGCGGGGAGGUGUGCGUUCUGGAAGAGCGACAGCCCGUCUGUGUUUGCCAGACGUGCGAUGAACCCGUGGAAAGCGAGCCGCAGGUCUGCAGCCGAAACAACGUGACUUACGUGACGGAGUGUGAACUGGACCGCGACCACUGCCUCUGUCGCCGCUCGGAGCCCGGAUGUAGGGACGACACCGUGAACCACGUGCGCAUAGACUACUUCAGCGCAUGCAAAGAGCUGACCGCCUGCCCGACGAAGGAGCUGGAAAAUUUCCCCAGCCGCAUGAGGGACUGGCUCUUCCGGGUGAUGACCACCAUGGCGUACCGCCAUGAGCUGGACGACUACCACGACCUUGCAGUGAGCGCCUUGGAGGACAAGAAGCACGCCGACGCCGUCAUAUGGGAGUUCUGUGACCUGGACAAGGACCCAGAGGACCGUCAGGUGACCCGCCGAGAGUUGAUGUAUAUCAUCGCGUCCGUGAAGUCUAUGGAACACUGUCUGGUUCCGUUCCUUGACAGCUGUGACAAGGACAGCGACAGCACAAUCACCCUCGUGGAGUGGGGUACCUGUCUUGAGAUUGGGCACGAGGCCAUUGUCGACAAGUGUCACAAGAAGAUCCGCGCCUAGACACCAUGUGAUGUAACGUGCUAGCUAGAAUGUCGUCUGCUGCAUUGAGGGGAUUCUUAGCGUCUCUCGUGUUAUUAAUUCAGUGAUAGCCAAACCAUAUUAAUCUGCUGAAACAUACGUCAUCAUUUAAUAUUUUAUACCCACAUUUAAUAAUUGAAAUAAGGGAAAUAUUUGCAAUCAGAUUCAAUAUGAAAAUUAAGUUUAUCAUGACGAUUUUUAACAAGAACAUGUUAUGGUAACAUUCGCAUCCUAAUUUGAAUCAAGCGUCCUAAUGAGUGUUUAGCAUGGAUUUUUUUUGUAAUGUUCACUUUAAGAAAUGUUUAUACAAGACUGUGCAUUCUGUAUGUGUGUGUGCUUGUACUACAUGAAUUUUUAUUUUUAUUAUUGUUCUAUUGUAACUAUAUGCGCAUCAAGCUAUAAACAUCUUGCAUUUCUGAUGUCCAAGAAUACACACUUUGACCUGAUAGAUCAAAGACCUACACUAAUUAAUAAAAAAAUAUUGCGUUGAUAUAUAAGCUACACAAAAUAUUAUUGUAGCUGUAUUUUAAAAGUGGUUAAUACUAAGGUUCUUAAAAACUUGAGAAUUGAUUUUAACAUGCUUUCAAAUACAAAACUGAGCUAAUAAGUACUUAAAAUACCAUCAGUUAAAUGUUUUAUUACUGUUUGUCUGCUAUGCUAAGUUUUUGCUAUUGCAAUGUAACGUGGAUUCUUGAAGAUUUAUGUUAAGUUUUACUUUGCUUGAUAAUC